UAAUUCGGUGAUUGCUAAACGUAUUGUGACCGGUGUUCAGAAAAAGUAAUAUUAUUGUAGUGCUGUUCAUUUCGUUUUUAUUUUUCUCUACGUUGUUGAGUAUCAAGUAUAUUUAACAAUUAUGUCGGACACUGUUGGAAAGGUAAUUAAAUGUAAAGCUGCUGUAGCAUGGAAAGAGAAACAGCCUCUGUCUCUAGAAGAAAUCGAAGUUGCACCUCCAAAAGCUCAUGAAGUUAGAAUUAAAAUAACAGCUGUUGCUUUGUGUCAUACUGAUGCUUAUACUUUAGAUGGCUUAGAUCCAGAAGGAAUUUUUCCUUGUAUUCUUGGUCAUGAAGGCAGUGGUAUUGUUGAAAGUGUUGGAGAAGGAGUUACAGAAUUUCAACCUGGUGAUCAUGUGAUUCCAUUAUAUAUUCCGCAAUGUGGAGAUUGUAAAUUCUGUAAUUCUCCAAAGACAAAUCUUUGUAGCAAAAUUCGUACUACACAAGGCAAAGGUGUAAUGCCUGAUGGUACUUCUAGAUUUACUUGCAAGGGUCAGACUCUUGCUCAUUUCAUGGGUUGCUCUACCUUUUCUGAAUAUACUGUAGUAGCAGAUAUUUCUCUUGCCAAGGUUGAUCCUGAGGCACCACUUGAUAAAGUAUGCUUAUUGGGUUGUGGUGUGCCUACUGGAUAUGGUGCUGCUUUGAAUACUGCUAAAGUAGAGCCUGGAAGUACAUGUGCUAUAUGGGGAUUGGGUGCAGUUGGAUUGGCAGUUGCAUUUGGUUGUAAGAAAGCUGGUGCUAAACGUAUUAUUGGAGUAGAUGUGAAUUCAAGCAAAUUUGAACAUGCUAAAACUUUUGGAUGUACCGAAUUUAUUAAUCCCAAGGAUUAUAAUAAACCAAUUCAAGAAGUUUUAGUAGAAUUAACUGAUGGUGGAUUAGACUAUACUUUUGAAUGUGUUGGUAAUGUGAAUACCAUGAGAGCUGCAUUGGAAUCUUGUCAUAAAGGUUGGGGAACAUCCGUUAUAGUGGGUGUAGCUGCUGCGGGUCAAGAAAUUAGUACUCGUCCAUUUCAGCUGGUAACAGGACGUGUAUGGAAAGGAACUGCGUUUGGUGGAUGGAAAUCUAAAGAGAGCGUUCCUAAAAUGGUAAAAGAGUACAUGUCAAAGUCGUUAAUUCUUGAUGAAUUUAUUACACAUACUCUUCCAUUUGAUAAAAUUAACAAGGGAUUUGAUUUGUUACAUUCCGGCAGUUGCUUAAGAGCAGUACUGAAGUACUGA
Eufriesea mexicana is the source of this 1255-nucleotide messenger RNA. RefSeq names its product alcohol dehydrogenase class-3 Fdh (gene Fdh). NCBI's taxonomy places the organism in Eukaryota, Metazoa, Arthropoda, Insecta, Hymenoptera, Apidae. Gene Ontology annotation, molecular function: alcohol dehydrogenase (NAD+) activity; zinc ion binding; S-(hydroxymethyl)glutathione dehydrogenase [NAD(P)+] activity. Gene Ontology annotation, cellular component: cytosol. Gene Ontology annotation, biological process: formaldehyde catabolic process. The coding region runs from base 122 to 1255 and encodes 377 amino acids. The transcript is spliced from 7 exons. The record is from RefSeq and is a predicted model, not a curated record.